CCAAGAAGGAAGACGAAGGGGGAGCAAUACCCUGGUCCAAGCUCAAGUAAAGCUUUUAAUAUAGCCUGGGUUAUAUAUUUAAAAAAAAAGUCAUGAUCAGUUUGUCUGCGAAGUUAGACUGCUACCGAACCUAACACAUGUAGCCUAGGCUAACACAUUCUCUUCGUAUCGGGACAUGGGUGACUUUGUUUAGCUUAUUUCCAAUGGCGCAGAACGAGACGAACUGAAGGCAAAGAAAAUCACAACAAUGCAUUUGACGUGGGAUACAUUACCAAGAUAAGCAUACAACUAUAUAUCUCUAAACUCUAAAGCAUUCAAAGAGUUGUAUGGUAGACAGACAAUGUGAGAACAGCAGCAGCAUUGUGGCAAAUCUUGUCAUGAUGAGAUUUAUUUGAAUGAUAUGGGGAGUGGCUGAAACAUGGAUCAACAAGUCAACACAAAACAGGACGGCAGCCUAAAGGGGCAAAGCUCACUCCAUCAUGAGAGGCCUCCAUCACCUGUGCCCACUUGUGUGUCCAUGAAGAGUGACAAGUCAGAGGAUCGUGUGAUAAACUUCAAACAUGAUGUCACAGAUGGAUCAAGUGGAUUCCAUCAUGAGAGGUCUCCUUCACCUGUGCCCACUUGUGUGUCCAUGAAGAGUGACGAGUCAGAGGAUCGCUUCAUACACUUCCAACAUGAUGAUGUCACAGCUGGAUCAAGUGGCCAAAUGGAAGAAUGCAAACCAGAUGCUGUCAGUGGCCAGUUCACCCAGCGGGACCUCCAGCACAUAUUCCAGGUGCUUGAGGAGAAGAUCAUCACCUUUGUAAAGAAUGAGCUGAAGAGAUUCAAGAAGAUUCUAGAUUACCAAGAACACUUUGAGGGUAAAGAGCAGGAUGAGAGUGAUGCCAGAGAAGGGGCUCUUAAGAUGGCACUGCACUUCCUGAGGAACAUGAAGCAGAAUAACAUUGCUGACAAACUGCAAGAAAAUGAGCAUGAUGUGGUUUGUCAGACUGAGCUGAAGAGAAAUCUCAAGAAAAAGUACCAGAGUGUGUUUGAAGGAAUACAAAAGCAAGGCAGCUCUGCUCUGCUGGAGAAGAUCUACACAGAGGUCUACAUCACAGAGGGAGGAAGUGGGAAAGUAAAUGAGGAGCAUGAAGUCAGGCAGAUUGAGUCCAAAUCCAAGAGACCAGCUGGACAGGAGACACCAAUCAAAUGCACAGACAUCUUUAAGCCCUUACCUGGCCAAGACAAACCAAUCAGAAGUGUCAUCACAAAGGGAGUAGCUGGCAUUGGCAAAACUGUCUCAGUUCAGAAGUACAUCCUGGAUUGGGCUGAGAGGAAAGAAAACCAAUAUAUCUGUUGUGUACUCAUAACUAACUAGGAUAAUAUAUUUG
Messenger RNA from Sardina pilchardus (European sardine), 1373 nucleotides. RefSeq lists its product as uncharacterized. The record is from RefSeq and is a predicted model, not a curated record. The transcript has 8 exons. Gene Ontology annotation, biological process: intracellular signal transduction. NCBI's taxonomy places the organism in Eukaryota, Metazoa, Chordata, Actinopteri, Clupeiformes, Clupeidae. The coding region runs from base 419 to 1360 and encodes 313 amino acids.